This is a messenger RNA of Darwinula stevensoni, 480 nucleotides long. The record is from the annotation of a GenBank genome assembly. Lineage: Eukaryota; Metazoa; Arthropoda; Ostracoda; Podocopida; Darwinulidae.
AUGUUUCCUUGGAGCCUGGUCUGCUAUGCCCUGCGGCAAGAGGCAUUGACCUCCUCAGUCCUUCGUUCCUAUGGGAGAUUCUUGCACAAGCGCUCAACAAUUGAAAUCUUGAUCCGAGGAAAGAUGGCCAGUGGGGGGCAAGACAAUCAGCAAAUGUAUUCUCAGCCUCACCGCUUUGAGAAGUACAAUUAUACUGCUCCAACACACUGUGACCACUGCAAUCACUUGCUCUGGGGCAUUGUUAAAACGGGGACAAGAUGCAUGGAUUGUGGCUUGAAUUGCCACGAAAAGUGCAUGGAUGCUGUCACAAAGAAUUGUCCCAAGUAUAAGGCUGUGAUUGAUGCUGCUGUCAUUGGCUCAUCUGCUAUCUUGGCUCCUUCUGAAGAUGGCAGCUCGAUUGCAUCUACGAAAAAGAGCCAAGGUUAUCUCUGUCUCCUGGUGGUAUUUAGUUCAUCAUCAGAGUUGGCUCCAGAAUCCUGA